AUGAAAACAUCAGAGCAGUCUUCUAUGACCCAGCCCCCAAGAUCUUUCAAGAAUAACAACAACUCUGCACAGUUUCCUUCACCAAGGGAGAUUGGUCUCAUCGAAAAAUUACUGCACUCAUACGGGUUCAUUCAGUGUUGUUACAGGCAGAGCCGAUUGUUCUUCCACUUCAGUGAGGUUAUGGGCAGUCCUGAGUCACUUCAGAUUGGAGAUUUAGUUGAGUUCCAGCAAUCGAAUGACAGAAGAACGGGCAAGCCCAUCGCCUCGACAAUCACGAAAGUUCAAAACCCGCAAACUGUAGGGUCAGAGGUCAUCAGCGAACGACCUGUCGUCGGAGUCGUCCUGGCUGAAGCUAAGAUCGCUACUAUGACAUCAGCUCGCAUAAACGAGAGUAUGGGGCAGAUAGCUUAUGAGCAGAAUGGUGAAACAUUCUUCUUACCCUUUGCACUGGAAGAUAUUGAGGAACCCGAUGUCACCAUUAAAAAUGGCGAACAAGUCGAAUUCUUUAUCACAACUGAUGAAAGGAAUGGCCUGAUAAGAGCCAGGAAGAUAAUGAAGAAAGAUCAGGUGGUGAAUACCUCAAGCAGUGAUGUCGAAGCUGUCGUCUAUCAAGGAGUCGUAUGUUCAAUGAAAGAGAACUUUGGCUUCAUAGAGAGGGCAGAUGUUGUGAGGGAGAUAUUUUUCCAUUUCACCGAAUUUAAAGGAAACAUUGAGGAUCUCAUGUUGGGAGAUGAUAACAAAGAGGUAGCAAUCAAUGUGAUACAGAUACCAGAGGGUACGGUCAUUUUUGAAGAUGUAACAAAGACCUUACAGAUGUCCAGUGAGGAAUCGCUACAUUCGACUGUAGUCGGUCCGUCGUUCGGCAGGAUUCUCUAUCAGACCAUCGGAGGCCCUUUAGAAAUUUUAUUCGGAGAGAGAGACAGAAUAGGAGAGUUCACGCUGCUGACAGGCGACAUCGUAGAGUUCUACAUAGCCACUGAUAGACGAGACAAGCUUCAGAGGGCCACCAAUAUUAAACUGCUGGAUGCUACUUUCCUCAACAACUGUGAGAAGAGAGAGAGGCGUUCCAUCACACCAGGCUAUCACCGCAUCAGAACAUCACAUCAUAACGUAAUACCACACAUCAAGGGUUUUGUGGUAUCGUUGAAAGACUUCACUGGCUACAUAUGCUCCAUAAGAACCAACCUGAAGAUAAUGUUCCACACAAAUGAACUGCUCGACCCACUGAAGAAGGUCGCGUUUCUAGAUGAGGUUGAAUUCACCGUGGCUGAGCCUGACAAAUACUACGGCAUUGUGCAGAGGAAGUCUGAAAGAGCUGUUAAGUCUGGGACAGAUCAUUUUGAACCGGGUCUGAUAAAGUAUGACCUAGGAGGAACGCAGCAAUGCAUUCCAUUCUAUCCUAGCGCCAUUUCCCAUGGCUGUAGGCUGCCUAUACCUGGAGACCUCGUAGAAUUUCAAAUUAGUGACGGAGCCCUGAAGGAUUCUAAAGUUGCGAUCAAUAUAAAGCUCAAAAAUGUAGAGAUUAAAAGGUCGGGUUUUGUGGCAGAUGUAAAAGACAACACAGUUUGGAUUGACACACUGAACUCCAAGUUCUACCUGCUGAAGGUGGGUGACGAGAUUGAAUUCGUCAGCUCGAACAAGACAUUCGACAACAUAAGUCUUCUUGCUGAAGGAACAAUACCUCAUGAGCCCUGCCUGCCAAUCAUAUUAGAAGGAAAGGUGGUCCGCUGCAUCAACAGUCUGUCCGACUGCCACUCCAACAACUACUUCGGCCUCAUCCAGCCUCUCAACGAAAAAUCGUCAUCGUCGCCAUCCUCAUCGGCCACGUACAAUUCAUUAGUCGGCACAUCGGUUAACUCGCCGACGACCAUGAACGGUGACGUGAGCAGCCACACGACGACGGUCGCAUCAACGAAUGGCGUCCACUCGGCCAGUAACGGCUUGUCCUCCUCGUCAAAUGAUUCUGUCAACACGAACUACAACAGCCACCAAACUACGGGUAACAACAAUUCAGACUGCAGCAUGGUCAGUGGUUCGUUACAGCAGCAGCAGCAGCAGACACAACUCCAGCUACAACAGCAGCAGCAGCAUCUGUUCAGUGGCACGAGUACUUUAUAUUCAUUCAGAUUCUGCAGUCUCAUCGAUAGACGUGAUGUCCCUAGUCUAGGCGAAAUCGUACGCUUCCAGCCGUUGAGAUGUCAGCAAUCGAUCGUCGGAACAAACAACAGCAGCAGUUCAAUAGUAUCCUACCAGCAUCAGCAGCAGCAUGAUAAGUUCCAGCAGGCCGGUAUGGUGGUCUCAGUGAAGAGAUGCCUGCAUGCCAGGGUGGAGUCCAUCAAGGGACAGCUCGGCACAUUGAACUUUGAGAUGAACGACGGAAGCAAGCUGAUGUUCUUCCUCUCUGACGUCAUCAUCUCUGACACGUCAUCGCCGUCGUCGUCAGUAACAACAACGUCAACCGCAGCAACGUCAUCACUCCAGGUGGGAGACCUCAUCGAGUUCGUAGGGGUCACGAAGAACAAUAGGUUCACGGCUAUGGGUCUGCAUAAAGUUAGGACCGACAAACAUCCGCGACCCGAUCGGAUAGUCUCGAGAUUGAGAAACGAUGAAAUGAUUCCACCCCGGAUAACGAGCAUAAGAGCACCGAAGGGUCCAGAUGGAACCAGGGGCUUCCAUCUUGAGAGGCGCUUUAAGGCUGCUGUAUCUUCCUAAAAUCGACUAAUUUUGAUUGGUCGAUUGAUUAAUUGUUAGACGGAUAUGAUUGACUGGCUGGUUGAUUGACGAAUUGAUCAGAUUUAUUGAUUGGUUGAGUGUGUGCUUGGACGGAUUUGAUUGGUUGAUUGAAUUUAUUGAAAUUGUCUGAGAGUUUAAGAAUUACAAAUGGCUUAAUUAAUUAAUAUUUCAUCUGAAUCGUCAUAAGUGUAGUGUAAUUAUGAUUUGCUU
Messenger RNA from Helobdella robusta, 2943 nucleotides. RefSeq lists its product as hypothetical. The record is from RefSeq and is a predicted model, not a curated record. The transcript is spliced from 18 exons. The coding region runs from base 1 to 2712 and encodes 903 amino acids. Gene Ontology annotation, molecular function: nucleic acid binding. NCBI's taxonomy places the organism in Eukaryota, Metazoa, Annelida, Clitellata, Rhynchobdellida, Glossiphoniidae.